CAUGAUCUUCUGCCGGUUUCACUCUAACUCCUAAGGCCUAAACGUUGGCAAACGCUGCUCUGCGCUGCUCAGAGCUUAGAAGUUAGCACUUGGAAAUUAUCUUAAUGUUGUUGAAUGUUUUGACUGGUUAUGAAUUAUGAUAACAAAUAGAAACUGUUAAUAAUUUAUAACAAUCAUCAGUUGUGACAAAUUAACAAAAAAAGAUAAUGUCAUUGGCUGACGAAUUACUUGCCGAUUUGGAAGAAAACGACGAUGGAGAUAGAUUUAUGGAUGAAGAGGAACCGGAUUUUGUUCCGGCUCCAAUUGCUCAGCCCAUGGAACAAGGAAUUAUCAAAGUAACAUCUGUUAGAGAACUGGCAAAACUUGGUGAUUCUCCUGAGCUCCAACAAAUAUCAUCACUCAUUGACAGAUACAGCAAAGUCUUGAGAAAAUCAUCAGAUAUUGUUGGCCCAGUUGAAUCUGAUCCCGAAUAUCAAUUAAUUGUUGAGGCAAACGACAUAGCAGUUCACAUCGAUGAUGAGCUCCAAAUUGUUCACCGUUUUGUUCGUGAUAAAUAUUCAAAAAGAUUCCCUGAACUCGAAUCACUUGUCGUUGGGCCAUUGGAGUACGUUCAAACUGUUCGUGAGCUUGGUAACGAUUUGGACAAAGCAAAAAACAAUGAAACUCUUCAAAAAUUUUUAACACAAGCAACGAUAAUGGUUGUCUCAGUCACAGCAUCAACAACUCAAGGACAGUUAUUAACAAACGAUGAAAAAGAAGCAAUAUGCGAAGCUUGUGACAUGGCAGUUAAUUUAAAUAACACAAAAUUAAAAAUAUAUGAUUAUGUUGAGAGUAGAAUGGCAUUUAUUGCACCUAAUUUAUCAAUAAUUGUUGGUGCAUCAACAGCAGCUAAAAUAAUGGGCGUAGCUGGUGGAUUAACAAAAUUAUCAAAAAUGCCAGCCUGUAAUUUACUCGUUCUUGGUUCACAAAAAACAUUAUUAUCUGGCUUUUCACAAACAGCAACUCUACCACAUACUGGAUUUAUUUAUUAUUCAGACAUUGUUCAAGAUACUCCACCCGAUAUGAGAAGAAAAGCAGCUAGACUUGUUGCUGCUAAAAGUAUGCUUGCUGCUCGUAUAGAUGCCUGUCAUGAAAGUACUGAUGGACAAAUUGGUCAAUCACUUAAAGAUGAAAUUGAAAAAAAACUUGAUAAAUUACAGGAACCACCACCUGUUAAAUUCAUCAAACCACUACCAAAACCAAUUGAUCCUGGCAGGAAAAAGAGAGGUGGUAAAAGAGUUAGAAAAAUGAAAGAACGCUAUGCUAUUACGGAGUUUAGAAAACAUGCGAACCGCAUGAAUUUUGCUGAUAUUGAGAGUGAUGCUUAUCAAGAAGAUUUAGGAUAUACACGGGGUACAAUUGGUAAAGCUGGAACUGGAAGAAUACGUUUACCUCAAAUUGAUGAAAAAACAAAAGUUCGUAUAUCAAAAACAUUACAAAAAAAUUUACAAAAACAACAACAAUGGGGUGGUAGUACAACAGUUAAAAAACAUGUAUCUGGUACAGCAUCAAGUGUUGCAUUUACACCAUUACAAGGAUUGGAAAUUGUUAAUCCUCAAGCUGCUGAAAAGAAGGUCAAUGAGGCCAAUGCUAAAUAUUUUUCAAAUACUGCUGGUUUUAUAAACGUCAAAAAUACAUAAAACAUCUACUUGACACACAAUAAAGCUGUAUUAAUAUACUCAGUCCAUCAGUUCAUCUUCAACGUAAGCUAAUUAAAAUUUUAACCAUUGUAAUAAAAAAAAAGUUUAAAAAUCUACCAAAUACUAUCAGUUUGUAAAAAUUAUUUUUUAUUAUAACAACUGAGUAUCGUUAUCACUUAUUUAAAAUUUAAAAUAAAAUGGAAAAGUACAAACUUCAAUGUCAACUACGAUUUUUUUUAACAUUCAAAAGUCAACAACAUAAAUAAAAAUAAAAUA
Aphidius gifuensis is the source of this 1955-nucleotide messenger RNA. RefSeq names its product U4/U6 small nuclear ribonucleoprotein Prp31 (gene Prp31). The transcript is spliced from 3 exons. Gene Ontology annotation, cellular component: precatalytic spliceosome; U4/U6 x U5 tri-snRNP complex; U4 snRNP. NCBI's taxonomy places the organism in Eukaryota, Metazoa, Arthropoda, Insecta, Hymenoptera, Braconidae. Bases 207 to 1679 code for a protein of 490 amino acids. The record is from RefSeq and is a predicted model, not a curated record. Gene Ontology annotation, biological process: spliceosomal tri-snRNP complex assembly; mRNA splicing, via spliceosome.